Calidris pugnax (ruff) is the source of this 9582-nucleotide messenger RNA. It is a transcript of the gene DAAM2, whose product is annotated as dishevelled associated activator of morphogenesis 2. The coding region runs from base 413 to 3667 and encodes 1084 amino acids. The transcript has 28 exons. Gene Ontology annotation, molecular function: actin binding; small GTPase binding. Lineage: Eukaryota; Metazoa; Chordata; Aves; Charadriiformes; Scolopacidae. Gene Ontology annotation, biological process: actin cytoskeleton organization; positive regulation of canonical Wnt signaling pathway; regulation of non-canonical Wnt signaling pathway. The record is from RefSeq and is a predicted model, not a curated record.
GAAAUGCUGCAUGAGAAAGAAAAGAAACAAAACCAAAUCCCUGUCUACUGCCUACUUUCAGGCUGUCUGACGUCAGAGGAUUUGGAGAGAGAGGCUGGUCAGAAAGUGAAAACAGCAGCAGUUCCAGUCUGACUACAGCAGCACAGCCAUCAAGAGCAGCAGCACAGGCAUUUCUCUAUGUGGAUUUACAGGACUGCAGAACAAGGAGGAACUGCGUAGAGACACGAGCAUUACAGUUUGUUUCUCCAGAAGACCAUCUCUACAGUCAAAACAGCUGUACUAAUUCAUCUGAAGGUCGGGUCUUCCUACACAGUGACGAACUGAACACAGAGACCUACACAGAGAGAGAGAAGAGCAAAUCAGAAACUACACAUACCAUCCAGAACAUGAUCAGAAGAUAGCAUCAUACACCAUGAUCAUGGCACCCCGGAAGAGGAAUCGUCAUGCGUUGGGGUUUCUUUGUUGUUUUGGGGGUAGCGACCUCCCUGAAAUCAACCUCAAGGACAAUAAUCCCCUCCAGUUCCUUGAGUUUUCUGUCCCAAUCCCACCAGCAGAUGAGCUCAAUGCCAGAUUCUCCGAACUUGUGGAUGAAUUGGAUCUCACAGACAAGAACAGAGAGGCUAUGUUUGCACUCCCUCCAGAGAAGAAAUGGCAGAUUUACUGCAGCAAAAAGAAGGAACAAGAAGAUCCUAAUAAACUCGCUACCAGCUGGCCAGAUUACUACAUUGACCGCAUCAAUUCCAUGGCAGCAAUGCAGACUCUCUAUGCUUUCGAUGAAGAAGAAACAGAAAUGAAAAAUAAAAUAGUUGAAGACUUGAAGACAGCUCUGCGGACACAGCCCAUGAGGUUUGUGACAAGGUUUAUUGAGCUGGAUGGCCUGAGCUGUUUGCUGAACUUCCUGAAGAGCAUGGACUAUGAGACCUCAGAGAGCCGUAUACACACAUCCGUUAUAGGGUGUAUCAAGGCACUGAUGAACAACUCCCAAGGACGGGCUCAUGUCCUGGCUCAUCCAGAGAGUAUCAACAUCAUCUCCCAGAGCUUACGGACUGAGAACAUUAAGACCAAGAUUGCUGUGCUGGAGAUCCUAGGAGCUGUCUGCUUGGUACCAGAUGGUCACAAGAAGGUCUUGCAAGCCAUGCUUCACUACCAAGUCUAUGCUGCAGAAAGGACAAGAUUCCAGACACUGUUGAACGAGCUGGACCGAAGCAUGGGGCGAUACCGAGAUGAAGUAAAUCUCAAAACAGCCAUCAUGUCCUUUAUCAAUGCUGUUCUGAAUGCUGGUGCUGGUGAGGACAAUUUGGAGUUCCGAUUACACCUACGAUAUGAGUUUCUAAUGCUAGGAAUUCAACCUGUCAUUGACAAGCUAAGAGGACAUGAGAAUGCCACACUGGACAGGCACUUAGAUUUCUUUGAGAUGGUCAGAAAUGAAGAUGACCUGGAACUUGCCAAGCGGUUUGACCUGAUCCACAUUGACACAAAAAGUGCCUCUCAGAUGUUUGAGCUGAUCAAGAAGAGGUUGAAGCACACAGAUGCCUAUCCCUAUUUGUUAUCCAUCCUCCAGCACUGCUUGCAGAUGCCAUAUAAGAGGAACGGAGGAAACUUCCAGCAGUGGCAGCUGUUGGAUAGAAUACUCCAACAAAUCGUUCUUCAGGAUGAACGAGGAGAUGAUCCGGAUAUAGCUCCAUUGGAAAACUUCAAUGUCAAAAAUAUCAUUAAAAUGCUGGUGAACGAAAAUGAAGUGAAGCAGUGGAGGGACCAGGCAGAGAAGUUUCGCAAAGAUCAUGCCGAGCUGAUGAGCAGGCUAGAGAAGAAGGAGCGGGAAUGUGAGACAAAGACCCAGGAGAAAGAUGAAAUGAUGAAGACACUGAACAAAAUGAAGGACAAGCUGCAGAAGGAAUCCUUGGAGCUGCGCCAGACCCGGGACCAGAUGAACGACCUGGUGGCUCAACUUAAUGAGUUCUCGCAAGGGGGCAGCAUUUCCUUCCCACCCCCACCACCCCCCCCUCCAGGUGGCCCAUUAACUUUGUCCUCUUCUCACAUGUCUGAGAACUUGCCCCCGCUGCCACCUCCUCUGCCUUUCUCCAGCUGUCCCCCUCCUCCUGCUCCACCACCACCUCCAGGAGGACCUCCUCCCCCACCAGGAGCACCACCUUUCUUCAGCAUGGGGAUGCCACCACCUUCAACAACCACCUUCAGCAGCAGUGGCACCAGCUUGAAGAAGAAAUCUAUCCCGCAGCCUUCACACCCACUGAAAUCUUUCAAUUGGGCUAAGCUCAGUGAGGAGAGGAUCCAUGGUACAAUCUGGAAUGAGAUUGAUGAUUUAAAGGCAUUCAAGGUGCUGGAUCUAGAAGAUUUUGAAAAGAUGUUCUCCGCAUAUCAGAGACACCAGGACCUGCUAACUAACCCCUCCUCCUGCAAGCAGAAAGAGAUGGGUUCAACAGAAGACCUUUACCUCUCCACACGAAAGGUGAAAGAGCUCUCUGUGAUUGAUGGCCGGAGGGCGCAGAAUUGUGUCAUUCUCCUUUCCAAGCUGAAGCUGUCAAAUGAAGAAAUCAGACAAGCAAUCUUGAAGAUGGAUGAACAAGAAGACCUAGCGAAAGAUAUGCUUGAGCAGCUGCUGAAGUUUGUUCCUGAAAAGAGUGAUACCGACCUGUUGGAGGAGCAUAAACAUGAAAUUGAGCGUAUGGCCCGGGCGGAUCGUUUCCUCUUUGAAAUGAGCAGGAUUGACCACUACCAGCAGCGGCUGCAGGCAUUAUUCUUUAAGAAGAAGUUUCCGGAGAGGCUGGCAGAAGCAAAACCAAAAGUGGAAGCCAUUCUUCUGGCAUCCAAAGAACUCACCCGAAGCAAGCGUUUGAGGCAACUCCUGGAGGUAGUUCUGGCCUUUGGGAAUUACAUGAACAAGGGCCAAAGGGGAAGCGCUUAUGGCUUCAAAGUCUCCAGCCUGAACAAAAUUGCAGACACCAAAUCCAGCAUAGACAGGAACAUUACGCUGCUGCACUACUUAAUUAUGAUCUUUGAAAAGAAUUAUCCAGAUAUCCUAGAUAUCCAGUCUGAGUUGCAACAUCUUCCAGAAGCAGCAAAAGUCAACCUGGUAGAGCUGGAGAAGGAAGUCAACAACAUAAAGACUGGAUUGAAAGCUGUUGAAGCUGAACUGGAUUAUCAGAAGAGACGAGUGCGGGAAUCAGGGGACAGGUUUGUUCCUGUCAUGAGCGAUUUCAUCACUGUGGCCAGUUUCAGCUUCUCGGAGUUAGAAGACCUUCUCAAUGAGGCUAGAGACAAGUAUGCCAAGGCACUGAAGCAUUUUGGAGAGAGCGAGGGCAAGAUGCAGCCAGAUGAAUUUUUUGGCAUCUUCGACACUUUCUUACAGUCGUUUGCAGAGGCCAAGCAAGAUCUGGAGAAUAUGAGGAAGAAAAAGGAAGAAGAGGAGCGCAGGGCACGCAUGGAGGCCAUGCUAAAAGAGCAGAGGGAAAAAGAGAGACGACAAAAGAAAGCAAAAGCUGGAAGCAUCUCUGAAGAGAGUGGGGAGUUUGAUGACCUGGUGUCAGCAUUAAGGUCGGGUGAAGUCUUUGACAAAGACUUAUCCAAGCUGAAGCGUAACCGCAAGCGUUCGGGGAACCAAGGCUUAGAGACAAGCCGGGAGCGGGUGGUGACAAAGCUAAAUUAUUAAUUACAAGAAGAAGAAAACUAAUCAACCAAAAGAAGGUGACAAAAAAGUGCAAAACAAGGAAGAUGAAUGUGCGUGAUGGCGCCUGGCUGACAGUUGCCCCAAAGGAUUUCUUUUCUUUGGUCUGUGGCUAGAGACGUUACCUUUCCAUGAUCAGCUUUGCUCUCAUCCCUCUUCUGUACUCCUAAUUCAAACCGUUGAAAAAGUGCCUCUGUGGAGCCAGCAGGGCCUGUGACUGGGCCAUGUACAGCUGACAGAUUUGCUUCUGGGAGUUUAUUGUGUCAUCAGAGACCUCAUGGUGAUGACAGAAAGUACUCAGGCCUUGCAGACAACUGCCUCACAGCUGGAGAGAGAUAAUUAUCUGUGUGCCAAAAUGAAAACUAGUCAUGAUCUCCAUCUUGCUGAUAACAAGCAAGACUAAUUUCCAAGCAGCUCUGUAAACACCUGUCGCUUCUUCAAGAUCCACUCUGGCCUUCAGGAGCUUGUCAAGACGUGGUUCUCAAUGUUUCCAGUUCCCUUCCAGAAAUGGAUAUUAUAAGCCAUUGAUUAGCACAUGAAAAAUGCUUUUGAUCUCAUGUUCUGAAUAGUAUUUCUGUGUGACCUACACUGUCCAAAGCAAGCGAUGCUCAGAAGGAGGUAAUCAGGUUCUGGAGCACACUGAAAUUCAAGAAUCAGGAUCAACAUAAAUACUCUGCAGAAGUCUUUUGGAUUCUGCCUUUCUAGAAGCAGUUUUCUGGAAUUUCUUGAUAGUUGAGCCUCGAAGCUACAAAAUGCAUCUUCUAAGAGAGAAGCCCUGGCUUUUCUUUAGAGUACUAAGCCAUUGUCAGGUUGGAAUUACAAGUAGAUGAGCGUGGAGCCUGUUGUCAUUGCUGGAGCAUGGGAGGGGAACAAUGGAACAUUUCUAACCUGUUCGUGCAAGAUUUCUUAGUGCAGCCCAAUGGAAAUCAGGAGCUCCCUAGUAUCAUUCACAGGUCACAAGUAGCAAAAAGAAAACAGGGUCGCUGGCUGCAAGAAAUGAGAUUUGAUGCUGGCUGUGAUUGCUGGUGGCAUGAACUGAUCUUUCUGUCUAACAGGCUGAUCUUCACUGCACAGACCCCACUCCUACCUAAGGGAAUCGUGUAACUCAGUAAAAUAGGAAUGGUGUCAAAUGAGAGCCUUGGAAGCCACAACCUUUUUCAUUUUGAAGGGAUCACUUGGGAUGAAUCAAUGGAGAGGUCUCAUAAUGAGAACUGAGAAUUCUUCCAGGAGGACACAGAAUUGUGUAAGCCAAGCAGGCUUUGGAGAUGGUUUAAUUCAUAAGAAAAAAACAAAUUUGUAUUUAAGCUACAAAUAUGAAGCUCACAGCGAAAAAGCAAAAACCCCAUAGCUUUUUUUCCGCAUGGAAAGGGAUUGGAUUGUGGGGCUGUCAUGGGCUGGUUUUGUUUGGGUUUGUUGUUUUGUUUUUUUUUAAUCUUGUCUUCCUUUUUUAUUAUCUUCCCUGGAGAAUGAAAAGGUGAUGUAUUCUUCCUCUGAGACAGGAAGAAAAGAGACAACGUUUGAGAAGAGGGACACACCAUCUAUAAACUAUGCAGCAAUAGUCAACAGCACAAAAUGUCAAGGAAUCCCAGGGAAGUGAAAAAAGCUCUAUUUGUCACUUAAAUAAUUUGGUUUGAUUUUUCUCUGAAUGUCACUUCAGGCUCUGCACCAAGUCUGCAGAACAGAACUUCCUCUGCCAUGCACGCUGCCAGAUCAGUAUUACACGCUACCGAUAUUGGAGAAGCAAACUGUGGUGGUUUUCUGAACACUUUGAGAGUAAAAUAAUUAUGUAAACUAUGGAAAGAAGCAAAAAAGUCAGAAUUGUUAAACUCUAAUGUUUCUUUGUUUACUGAAUUUGAGUCUCCCACCCUAGAAUUUCCCUAUUUACGACAUUCCAGACUGCCGCGCCUCUGUAUAAUACUCAUCGUAAAGAGCUGGUAUCUUACAAGAGCUGGGUGCAUUCUCCUCCCUCACUAUCCCACUCCCCUUCUGGGAUUAGCUAUUAACAGCAAUGCCCAUUGCAGCGGACACAAGCACCUUGUAGAAGAAAGACUGUAUUUCAUAAAGGUUUUUGAAAGUUGAAGAAAAACUCUCACUUUUUUAAGCAUUUUUAUUUUAAAUUACAAAAUGGAUUUUAGAACUGUCUCUUGUAAAUUAUAUUAACAAGCUCCUUGCUGCUCCCUGAAGUAGACAUGCUAUAUGCCAGCCCUUUUUGUUUGUCUUGUUUUAAAGCAUGCCAUAUAGCCUAUGCCAUGUAAGCCAUAUGAGAGGUGGUAAUAUGUGCCAAAUUGGUAUACAAUUGAGUUUAGAUUUGGAUAAUCCCUGACUUCCAAAGAUGAUGCUUUUAGGGAUUAGAACAUUGUAGGUUUUUUCCCCUCUGUUUUUUUUCUCCCUGGGUUUAGGACUCACCCAGAAAUUCAGGUGUAGUGCCAAGGUCAGCUCUGGUGCAAGUUGAUGUGACUGUCCAGCUUAUGGCUGCUUGCUCACUCCCCAGGUACUUGUUUGCUGAGGCAGACUGUCAGCAUGGCAGUGCUGUCAGAGAAGAAACACCUCAGGGCAAACCCCUUGAAUAUAAAUACAGCAUUCCCCCCCACCCCCGGUAUUUGUCAAACCAGGUUUGUGCUGUGCUUUUUUCAACUGAAGUCACUUUGCUAGGCCACAAAUGUAGCAAAAGCAGAGAGAGUGAUAAGCCCUCUGUCCAUUUGUGUAUACAGUUCAACCCCGAUUUAAAGAGAUCCUGUAUGAAGGUACACGGCGCUCAGGCCACUCUGACAGUCUGUAAAGAGAGCUGCUGUAGUUCUGCCACCUCCCUGACUCAGGCACAAACAGUGAGAGAUUGUGCAACUCCUGUAAAUCAGCUGUGGGUUACUUACUGGGAUGGACAGAAAGCUCAAAGUCUCGCCCCUAAUUCAUUGCAGCUCAACUUUCUCAGCACUUCAGUGCCCAGACCCCUGUCUUAAUUUGUGACGGUGGCUGAAGGCUUCACUCAGCAUGCUGGACAGUCCACCCUGGCUCUUGACUCCAUGGUGAAUGUUCAUAAAGAGGGGUUUGGAAAAGCUUAGUUGCACACUGAGACAAGCAGUGGUGACAAGCGAAGAGGUGCAUUAGUAAGUCUACUGAAUGAGAUGGGGCUGGUCACACAGAAGAUAAGGAAAAAAGUUGGCUCUGCUUUAGGGCCUGGUGUCAGAUUCUUGCUGAAGCCAAGUUGGUCCUUUUUUCUCAUCUCUUGGGUACUGUGAGUGCAUCUAUGCUUGGUUCUUCAUCAGCAGUUGUGGUAGAGUUGCUAAGAACUGAAGGAGAAAGGAAAAUCUUAUCCCUUGUCCUCUAGUGCUAGCAGAGCCUGAACAGGUAAGCAAGCGGUUGUGAGGUGUGACAUUGAGGCAUAACCUCUUUAUCACACUGAGAGCUGGAGAAGAGCUAGGGUCUGCUGUUAUCCUUGCACUUGUGCCCAGCACCAGCAUGAAAUCACUCUGUCUUUGGAAAUAAGUAGAGGAGGAGGAGAUGUAAGAAAGAAGGGUAUAAUCGAGGGCUUGCUCUGCUUCCUGCAGAAAUCUAGUUAUUGCUAACUUUAUUACAAUUUCUUCACACCUAAAAGAGAAGGUACUUUCUAACUCUCCAGACUUUGUCCCUAGAGGUCUAGUGCUUGCUCGCUCACUCACUCACCUCUGUGUCUCUGUGUUGUUCUUAAGCAGGUUGCAUUAGGAUGAUCUCAGAAAAGACUGAAGAACUCUCUCUCCCUCCCACUCCCUUUGGUCUGGGUCACUCUUCUCAGUCAGUCUUAAGUCUCUGGAAAUGCUACAAGGUAAAGUGACUUCAGGGCAGCUAGGCCUUUCCGUGCCCUGCAGCACAGCUAUUGUCUGGGCACCAGUUCCCUAGGAGAGCAGAAGUAGGACUAGUGUUCAUGGGUGAGAGACUCCCAACGAGGGAGACUUACCUGAGUGUCCUUCAGAAGCAUUUCUGUAACGUGUUCACGAUGUCUGAGGAAGGGAAAGGAAUCGCGAGGGGUCCUGGUGGGAGACUGUGGGGCAGGUGUUUCCGUAACGGUCAGCCCCACUGGCCGAAUCUUCCCUUUUCUUUAGGAAAGCUCACACUGAGCUGGGUUGCAUGGGAGAAGCUUGUGUCAGGAGUUUCCGUGAGGGGAAAGGAGAUCAGUUGUACAGUUGAUGAUGUACAUGAUAUAUGCAGUUUUGUUUAUGGGUUGGUUGUUUUGGGCUUCUUUUGUUUGUUUGCUUGUUUGGGGGUUAAAUGAUUUUUUUAAAAAAAGGUUUUAGGAAUCUCUAAGGGGAACCUGUAAAUCUGACACCUCUAUUUAUUUUGCCUUAUUUUAGUUUGCUAUGUUUGUAUGUAUACACUGCAUUACAGCAAAGACUAUUGAGACCGUGCCAGGGCAUUACAGCGGCCAGACAGCCGGCUUGGCUAUUGAGCAGCAAGCUGAGCACAGGGCAAGGGGAUGCGGGUGAGCAGGCUUGGUGUGAGAAGGGAGGGAAGGAAAAAAGCUUUCCUUUCCCUUUUGUCAUAAUCACUCUGCCCCUGGUGAUCCUGGUUCUGGGAAAGCAUGCAUUUUAAAGCAUGUGGUGAAUUGAUGCAGGUUGGUUAUUUUAAAACACUUGCUAUAAAACCUGUUUAUUUUUCAUCAAGUUAAGCUGCACAGUUGCUCAUUCAAACUUCACCCUUCCACACAAGUUCUGUCCAUGCCAGAGAAGCUUGGAUAGAUGGGCAAAAGCGGUUCAUGCCCUGGAACUUCUCACCAGAGUUAACACAUUGAUGAGACAAACUGAGACAGUUCUCCUUCCUCAGAGCUAAUAUUCUUUCCUAUCUUCAAGGCCAAGGAAGAAGGAUUUCCUCUACUUCCCCUCUCUCCUCCACCCCACUUCUCCAGAUUAUUCAGGAUAAAGAAAAAUCUUUCCACUGGUUGGUUUUCUACCAGUGGAAUCUCUAGCAAUCACCAGGUGUUUGGCCAUGGCUCCUUGACUUCUCUACUCAAUGUAGGAGAUUUCUGGUUGCCUGCCAUCCAGACAGGUAGCCUCCAUUGGCCACCUUAGCUUCUGUUAUCAAAGGUUGAAGAGGCCAACCUGGGUAACACGAUUUGGCCAAGUGAAAAUAUAGAAUUUAUAUAUGUGUGUGUAUAUAUCUAAAAAAGCUAUCUACUACUCUAAGUAGUAGUUUUGAUGGCCAGUAUCCCCUGAAGUUGGUCAGAUUUUGCUUGCUGUGCCUGCUGAGAAGGAUGCCAUUAGCAUAGCGUGGUGUUUCAGCAUCUCGUUUCAUGAGAGAGUCUGGAUGCUUCCAAACCAGAGUCUUGUGUUACUGGCAAUAAUGUAGAAUAGAUCCACUGUAACCAGUACAAGUUUCUCUGGGUUUACACCAGUGUAAUUCAAAGCAGCAUCUGGAUCAAAACUCUCCUUUAGGCAGUUUCAUCUUUUACAAGAUGCUCCAUAGAGCUCAUGAAGGGCUUUCAGCUGUUCACCACUAGAAGCUCUCACCCAACUGAACUAGACAAGCCAUUUUCCCCUUUUCAUGCUUGCCCUUAACCAGGCUCUUUAAAAACCUUUGCAGUUUUAGAAUUGUAAGGGGAUGUCAGGUACUUGAGCCACUCCGUGCUCAGCCCCUCCCUUCCAAACCAUCCUCAUUCUCCUCCCCUUAGAGCAUGCUCAGCUUGACUCCUGCAGGUCACUUUGGGAGGUGCCCCUGCCUGCCAAGCCAGAAAGCACCCUGCUGCUUACUGAAGCGGGAGGUUGUGUGCUGCUGUAAUGCCUUGGUGUAUCCUCAUUUCUUAGUCAGUUUAAGACUAUAAGUGAAUUAAAUGUACAAAUCCUGUAGUGUCCUUUUUAUCUGUAUCUUUUUAUAAGAAUAUACUGUAAUACUAAAAAACAAAAGCAAAAAAAAUUAAAGAUAUAUUGCCCCCA